AUGAAUGAUCGACAAUCUGUCAGCGCUGCAAACGCGCCGCCAUCCCAGCCAUUCGCGGAGCCACCGGCGCAGCAGCCUCCGCAGCUGUCGGCUCCCCCACAGGCUCCGCCUGCUGGAAUCGGGACAGCGCCGAGCAGCGAUGCGCGGAAUAAUGCACCCGCUGCGCCUGCUUCCCCGGAAGCUGCGCCUCCGCCUUCCCCUGCGGGGGGAGAAAGCGUAAGCGGAGCGCCGGCGCAAGAGAAGGGGGACGCGGAAGCGUCGCGCGAGGAGGCGGAGCAGCUGUCGACGACAUGCGGGCUGACGGACUACAUCAGGCAGUCGGGCGCAUGUGACAGUGAGCAGCGUUCUUCUAACGAGAGGCUGGCUUGUGUUCGCCUCGCGAAAUGUGGCUGGCGAGCUCAGUUCGGCUGUCCCCUCCUCCGCCUUCCCCUUCCUCCCCGUCUCCCUCUCCCCCCGUACCUUGCCGUGCGGAGUGCAGGCAAGGGGCGGCGCACAGUGUCGUUUCUGAAGGCGCGCAACUGCACCGAUCCGUUCCCCGUGCAGCCCUCGCAACAGGAGCCGUGCACAUGCACGCCGGAGGACUUUGAUGUCGUCUACACGGCCUCUCGUGAUGGUGCCACCUGCAACAUGCAGUACCCGCCAGGCAACUGCACGGGAGCACAGCAGUCACAGCUCAUCCCAGUGGAUAAGGUCUACUGUGGUCACUGCACGCUGGGGGAGCUGCACGCUGGGGGAGCUGCACGCUGGGGGAGGUGCACCGUGCACCCUGGGGUGCUCCUCCUUCCCACGUGCUCGUCUCUGCUCGCUCUGUUCCUCUUGCUCUCCAUUUCAUUCACGUCCCCCUCCCACCUCUUCUCAUCUCAUGCCCCAUUCUCCCUCCUGAUAUGCACCACGUGCCCCCUUGUCCUACCAUUCUUCCUUUCCCCAUCCCCUCCCCCUCUCUUCAUGCACGUAAUCAGUUCUGCCACCACCUCACCUAUGCUGAAGCUGUUACCACCCACCCCACCUCAAACUGCUCACCAGCCUCACUCGCCUCGUCACCCGCGCUACACUCUUUCGACAUGCAGUGCGGGGCGGGGCACUACUUGCACCAGGACCAUUGCCACAAGUGCCCCAGGCACGUACAGCAUGGGGGGGAAGUGGCGGUUCCAAGACAUAUCUGAGAUCGACCCGCGAUACUUCAAGACGGAGUGCAGGUUCACCAACGCCUCUGGCACCUUUGACUGCGACCCGUACGUUGCUCCUCUCUCCGCCCAUGCUGCCCCCUUCCGCCGUUUCUUCCCCCUACCACCCUUGCUGCCCACUUCCACCCAUGAAACCCCCUCGCUCCUCCAUGCUCUUUCUCCGUGCAAUCCCCCCCAGCUCUGCUUCUCCGCCUUCAGGUUGUGGAUCUCGCCUCUGUGCGUGGCUGCAUGUCCCCUUCCCUGCCUGCUGCACAGCUGGUAUGCGGAUGAUGGAGCGUUUGAGGCGGGCGCAUACGACUACAUCAACGACUGGCUGCCGGAGGUGUGUGCAUCGGACCCGGCGUACAACUGCCACAACAACCUGCUCUCCUCGCUCUCCCUCGACGUGCACCUCGUGCGAGACGGGUAUGUGAGGUUCAACUUCACAGUGAGCGAGGAGAUGGGGCACGGUAAAACAGCUAGAUGUAAGAACCCCCGUUUGUACGUGAGGUACGUGAAGUUCAACUUCACAGUGAGUGCGGAGAUGGGGCACGACGGGCUCGCCUUCUACAUCGACUCUCUCUCAGAGCCUCUCAUGGCCCUCACCUCCUACCAGGUACCCCUCAUGGCGCUCACCUCCUACCAGCCCACCCCUUCCCUCUCGCUGUGCGUGUGUGCGCCCCCUUGUGCAUGGCGGCAGUUUGAGCCGCGCGAGAUGGUGUUCCCGGUGGAGGCGGGGCAGCACCGGCUGGUGUGGGUGUACAGCAAGGACGACAAGUGGAGCAAGGGCGAGGACCUCGCCACCAUCCCGGUCAGUGGCAGUGGCUUCAGGGUUGGCUUAGAAGGUUCUGAGUCGACUCAAACGCAGCACCGGCUGGUGUGGGUGUACAGCAAGGAUGAUAAGUGGAGCAAGGGGGAAGACAUCGCCACCAUCCCGGUCAGUCGCUAUGCCAUACCAUCCCCUUAG
Messenger RNA from Closterium sp. Naga37s-1, 2130 nucleotides. Lineage: Eukaryota; Viridiplantae; Streptophyta; Zygnematophyceae; Desmidiales; Closteriaceae. The record is from the annotation of a GenBank genome assembly.